This is a messenger RNA of Corylus avellana, 1892 nucleotides long. Its product is annotated as laccase-17. The record is from RefSeq and is a predicted model, not a curated record. Lineage: Eukaryota; Viridiplantae; Streptophyta; Magnoliopsida; Fagales; Betulaceae. Gene Ontology annotation, biological process: lignin catabolic process. Gene Ontology annotation, cellular component: apoplast. Gene Ontology annotation, molecular function: copper ion binding; hydroquinone:oxygen oxidoreductase activity.
CAUGAGUUCCUCCAAUGCUCCUUCGUUUGCUUCAAUGGCUGCUCUGCUACUUGGUUUCUGUGUGUUAUCGUCAUUUCCAGAAUUUGCUAUGGGGAUAACGAGGCACUACACAUUCAAUAUCAACAACCUCACCGUUACGAGGCUGUGCCAUACAAGGAGCAUUCUGAGUGUCAACGGACAGUUUCCGGGGCCUCCGUUGGUGGCCAGGGAAGGCGAUCGAGUUAUUGUUAAGGUCGUUAAUCAUGUUACAAACAAUGUCACAAUUCAUUGGCAUGGAGUUCGGCAGCUUAGAAGUGGGUGGGCUGAUGGGCCAGCUUACGUUACGCAGUGUCCUAUACAAACCGGCCAAUCGUUCAACUACAACUUCACUGUCACUGGGCAAAGAGGAACUCUCUUAUGGCAUGCUCACAUCUCGUGGCUGAGAUCCUCCAUUUAUGGACCCAUCAUCAUCCUCCCAAGGCGCAAUGAAUCUUACCCUUUUCAGAAACCCUACGCGGAAAAGACAAUCAUUUUUGGAGAGUGGUUUAACGUAGAUCCAGAGGCUGUGAUUGCCCAGGCUCUUCAAACAGGAUCAGGGCCCAACGUUUCUGAUGCUUACACCAUCAAUGGCCUUCCGGGGCCAUUGUACAACUGCUCUACUAAAGACACAUACGAGCUGAAGGUCAAGCCAGGGAAGACAUAUCUGCUACGCUUGAUCAACGCUGCACUCAACGACGAGCUUUUCUUCAGUAUCGCAGGCCACAACCUCACCAUCGUUGACGCGGACGCGGUGUACGUUAAACCUUUCGAAACGGACAUCCUCCUCAUCACCCCAGGCCAAACCACAAACGUUCUCCUCAAAACCAAGCCCUACUACCCCAACGCCACUUUCCGCAUGGCCGCCAGGCCCUACUUCACCGGCCAAGGCACCUUUGACAACUCCACCGUCGCCGGCAUCCUCAAAUACAUCCACCCAUCACAUAAAUCCUCCCAUAAAAACCUUACUCUUGUCAAACCAACCUUCCCACCCAUCAAUGCCACAAACUUCGUCGCAAAUUUCACCAAAAAAUUCCGCAGCUUGGCCAACCCCAUCUACACCGCCACCGUUCCUCAAACCGUGGGCAAGAAAUUUUUCUUCGUUGUCGGGCUCGGGACUUUCCCUUGUCCUGCAAACACCACGUGUCAAGGACCCACCAACACCACAAAAUUCGCCGCUUCCGUUAACAACGUGUCUUUUAAUCUCCCCUCGGUGGCUUUACUCCAAGCCCACUUUUUUGGACAGUCUAACGGCGUUUACACUACUGAUUUCCCGUCAACGCCACUGGUGACGUUUAACUAUACCGGAACGCCGCCCAAUAACACUAACGUCAGCAACGGAACCCGCGUUUUGGUGUUGCCGUACAACGCGAGCGUGGAGGUGAUACUGCAGGGCACCGGCAUUCUUGGUGCGGAGAGCCACCCUCUCCAUCUUCACGGUUUCAAUUUCUUUGUUGUCGGACAAGGUUUCGGAAACUAUGAUCCCAACAAGGACCCAGCUAGCUUCAAUCUAGUCGACCCGGUUGAAAGGAACACGGCCGGAGUUCCGGCCGGCGGUUGGCUCGCUAUUCGCUUCUUGGCUGACAACCCAGGGGUGUGGUUUAUGCAUUGCCAUCUAGAUGUCCACACGAGCUGGGGGCUAAAGAUGGCGUGGAUUGUAUUGGAUGGGCCAGGGCCGAAUCAGAAGUUACCACCGCCACCGUCCGAUCUCCCACAGUGCUAACUGGACCGAUCGUCGGUCUGGAUAGGCGGAUAUCAAUUGUAUUUUUUUUUCCAGAGUGAUUUUGUUUUAUUGUUCAAUUUUAAUUAAUAAUUGUUCUUUGAGAAGCAAAUGUUUUCCCGUUGUUUUGCUUUUGCUCUGUGUUAUUUGAGUUUUA